Messenger RNA from Heteronotia binoei (common prickly gecko), 3002 nucleotides. RefSeq names its product LDL receptor related protein 3 (gene LRP3). Gene Ontology annotation, cellular component: plasma membrane. Gene Ontology annotation, molecular function: protein binding. The record is from RefSeq and is a predicted model, not a curated record. The transcript has 7 exons. Bases 268 to 2769 code for a protein of 833 amino acids. Lineage: Eukaryota; Metazoa; Chordata; Lepidosauria; Squamata; Gekkonidae.
GCGUCUCGGUCGUGUCCCGUCUCCACUAGCAGAAGCAGCAGCAGCCGUGGCGGCGGGACGAGGCCGGCGGCCAUGGGGAGGCGACGAGGUGCUCCGCCGCCGCCGCCGCCCCGCAGCCUGGACAAGGGCCGGCGGCUCCUCCUCCUCCUCCCCGGAUUCGGCGGCGCCGUGAGGGGGGAGAAGCGGCCGUAGCCGCCGCAACGCAUCUUCUUCUUCCUCCUCCUCCUCCUCCUCGUCUUCCCCUGGCGAAGGGCAAAGGGACCCGCCAUGGACGCGGCGUCCGCAGAGCUUCGGCCACCGGGCACGUUGGGACCGCUGGCUGCCAUCUGCCUGGUGAAUCUCUUCUUUUCUGGGAAAAUUGAAAGUGCUGUACCUUCAUUAGCUUGCAGUGGAAAACCUGAACAGCACACUGAACGACGUGGAGUCAUCUACAGCCCUUCCUGGCCAUUAAACUAUCCGCCAGAUGUCAACUGCAGCUGGUACAUCCAAGGCGAUCGGGGUGAUGUGAUUACUAUUAGUUUUAAGAACUUUGAUUUGGAGGACUCCCCAAAGUGUUCAGUAGAUUGGCUAAUGAUUGGACCAUCUUCCAAGCGGGAGGAAUACAGAGUGUGUGGCUCCUUCAUCCCUCCUUCUUUCAUCUCUGCCAGGGAUCAUGUCUGGAUAGUUUUCCACACAGAUCCCUCAAGUUCAGGUCAAGCUCAGGGAUUCCGCUUGUCUUACAUACGAGGAAAAACUGGCCUGGCUAAUUGCCAGUCGGAUGAAUUCCAUUGUGUAAACGGCAAAUGCAUCCCCAGUUCUUGGAAGUGCAAUUCGAUGGAUGAAUGUGGUGAUAAUUCAGAUGAGAAAAACUGCACCAUUCCCCCAACUGAACCCCAAUCCAGCAUCUGUCCGUUAGGAACAUUCCAGUGUAGCAUCGGCCAUUCCACCAAGUGCUUGUUAAACGAGCUAAAAUGUAAUACCAUCAAAGACUGCAGCGAUGGUUCCGACGAAGAAAACUGCCCCGAUCUUUCCUGCGGCAAAAGGCUCGGCAACUUUUACGGGUCCUUCGCUUCCCCAGAUUUGUUCCGGUCGGAUCACAGCCGGUCAGACCUCCGCUGCACCUGGUAUGUGGACACCCAAGACAACCGCCAUGUCCUCCUUCAGCUCGAUCUGCAACUGGGGUACAACGACUACGUGAAGGUGUACGAUGGGCUAGGGGAGAGGGGUGACAAACUGAUGCAGACCCUCUCGUAUCACAACAACAGGCGCUCCGUAAGCUUGGAGUCUUCCAAGGGGCAACUGACCAUAGCAUACCACGCCCGCUCAAAGAGCACCGGCCAUGGUUUCAACGCAACCUAUCAGGUGAAAGGUUACUGCCUGCCUUGGGAGCAUCCCUGUGGGAACGAUGAGGAGUGCUAUACUGACAAACAGCGCUGUGACGGCUGGUGGCAUUGCCCCAACGGCAAAGACGAAGAGAACUGCCCCGCCUGUCAGAAGAACGAAUACCCAUGCGAGGGAAACAGCGGGCUGUGCUAUUCGUUACUCGAUCGGUGCAACAACCAAAAGAACUGUCCUGAUGGUUCGGAUGAGAAGAACUGCUUCACUUGCCAGCCGGGCAACUUUCAUUGCGGCACCAACUUGUGCAUUUUCGAGACGUGGCGCUGCGACGGCCAAGAGGAUUGCCAAGACGGGAGUGACGAACACAACUGCCUGGUGAUUGUGCCCAGGAAGGUCAUCACGGCAGCUCUCAUAGGGAGCCUGGUCUGUGGGUUGCUCUUAGUGAUCGCUUUGGGAUGUGCCUUCAAGCUAUACUCCUUACGAACCAGAGAAUACAGGGCAUUUGAAACCCAGAUGACCCGUCUGGAGGCGGAGUUCGUGAGACGUGAAGCUCCACCUUCCUAUGGACAAUUGAUUGCACAGGGGCUCAUUCCGCCAGUGGAAGACUUCCCCGUUUACAAUGCAUCACAAGUCUCUGUUCUGCAGAACAUCCGAACAGCGAUGAGGAGACAGAUGAGGCGCCACUCGUCAAGGCGUAACUCCUCCCGCCGGCGCCUGGGCAGGCUUUGGAACAGAUUCUUCCACAGGCCACGAGCGAGAGGUCAGAUCCCGCUUUUAAACCCCACCCACACCUCGCAGACAGUGCUGGGCGAUGGAAUCAUCCACCACACCAAUGGAAGGACCGCACAGAGCCUGCCACCCUCUCCCGAAGGAGCUAACAAUGAAAUGGAGACCUGCAGCCCGGAUCAGGAACUCCAGGAAUCCGAAAGCAACGCUUUGCGGUCAGGGAUGGAAGCUGCCGAGCUGCCGCCCUCAGAUGCGUUGACAGACGUUUGCGCGGCUGCCUUGGUAGACUCGGAGAACGGGCAGGGCGACAAGCCUGUGGGCGCUGACACCGCCUCUAGCAGUGAGGCUAGACAAACCAGCAAAGUUGAUUCAGGAAAAACAUUUAGAGACCCCUUGUCGGAAAGGGUUACAGAAAUGCACCCGCACGGGGGGUUAGUAACCAGAAGGACAGUUGCAGAGAACCGAAGUUCAAACAGGAGUAAUCUGCUGAGCGAGGAGCCGUGUAGGCUGCCCUUUAAAAAGUGGGAGUCCAUGUACUCUGAUGGCCCGAUGAAUGUUCCCGUGCAGGCGGAGGGCCAGCACUGCUGCUGUCCACAUGCAUAUCACGAAGAACCACUGGGCAUUCACCCGGCCUGUUGCCAUUCCAUGGAAGUGCCAAUACUAGAAUCCCCUCCCCCCCUCUCAGAGAUCAGCCCCAGCGACGAUGAAUCUUUACUGGUUUGCUAACAGGACUGUGUCGGAAUCUGACAGGCUUUUGUGACCAUUUUCAGUUAUAUUGUGAUGCACACCAUUCAUAACCCAACAGAAACCGAAUCCGCCUCCUUUGCUGCCUCUUAUAGGUCAUUAAUCCCCAUGGGAGCUAAAAACGGACAGCAAGAUUUAAAUAAAAUCAGUACCUGGAGCCAAUGAGAGUGUAUUUCACAUUAUCACAUUAAAAAGAGUUUAGUUUUAAAACAUGA